UUCGAACAAAAGCUUAACUUAUGCCAAAAUAACAAAACAAUGAUCAAGAUGAUUUACAAAGGAUUCGUAUUAUUAAUCAUAAGCUCGACUGCAUUCACGGCCAGAAAUGACGUCCACGUAAUUGACAGCAAUAUUAGGCCCGAAAUGGAGGCCCACGUGAUCAGCAAAAUGAUGGACUUUGUCGACAAACCCACUAAUCAAUCUUUGGCUGAACGAAUGGUCAAGGAAUUGGACACAAAGUACCCUGGUGUAAUUGGUCAGAUUGGGUGGAUCGGACAGUUUAUGGUGAACGCAACCGCAUCCCAGCUAUAUAUGUCACUAGAGGUUGAGUCUUAUAUUAAGCUCCAAUAUCGUCAAUAUGUGCUGGGAUUAUAUAGGCCAAUACCAGUGACACUUAAGCAAGUAAGUAAUUAGCAAUAUAAAAUACACAUAUAAUAAUUAUUGAAUUCUUGCUAAUAAUUAGAUUUAUUAAAUUAUUUAAUAAUGAUAUAAAUAAUUAAAUAAUACUUGAAUAUNAAUACACAUAUAAUAAUUAUU
Molecule: messenger RNA, 537 nt
Organism: Oppiella nova
Lineage: Eukaryota; Metazoa; Arthropoda; Arachnida; Sarcoptiformes; Oppiidae
Source: the annotation of a GenBank genome assembly